CCUGUACACAAGACCGUCUGUACUACUGCACGUCAUGAUGAGCAUCUGAUUUUCACAAACCAGUCUGUUCAGCUGCAGUAUGUCAGAGGAGAGAGGAAAGGACUCUCCAGCUGAGAUCAGUCUCUCGGAGAAACAGAGUGUAAGAUCAGGAUCACAUGUGUCCAGCUCUGUGUCUGUGAAGAGUGACCAUUCAAAAGGAGGUGUGCCACCAGACUUCAGUGAGAAAAAAAACUCAUCUACCAAAAGUGUAAGAUCAGGCUCACAUGUGCUCAGCUCUGUGUCUGUGAAGAGUGACCGUUCAAAGGGAGGUGUGCCACCGGACUUAAGUGAGAAAAAAACAUCUACCAAAAGGCUUCAGUAUGAGACAUUAGAUCCAGAUGUCCAGACUCACAGAAACAAGAAUUUCCUGUGGAUCUUCAAGGAUAUUGAAAGCAAAAUAAUCACAUUUCUGAAGAAUGAACUGGAAAAGUUUAAGAAAAUAUUGCAAAAAGAAGACUUUCAAUACUUGGUGAAGGAUUUUAAUGAGAACAUAUGCAGUAUCAAAGAAGCAGCUCUCGAUCUCACACUCUACUUCCUGAGAGAGAUGAAGCAAGAUGAAGCUGCUGAUACUUUAGAAGAUGAGCUGAUCUUUGUUCAUCAGCUAAAAUGUAGCCUAAAGAAAAGGUAUCAAUAUGUAUUUGAAGGAAUUGCAAAGCAAGGUGACUCCACACUUCUGAAUAACAUCUACACAGAUCUUUAUAUCACUCAGGGUUGUAGUGAACAGGUCAAUACUGAACAUGAAGUAAGACAGAUUGAAGUUGCUUCCAGACGUUCUGAAUCACAGGAGGUACAAAUUGAGUGCACAAACAUGUUUGAAUCACCUGAACAAGACAAGCAGGUCAGAACUGUACUAACAAAAGGAGUUGCUGGAAUCGGAAAAUCAGUCUCUGUGCAAAAGUUUGUUUUGGAUUGGGCAGAAGGAAAAGAAAAUCAGAAUAUCAGCUUCAUAUUUCCUCUUCCUUUCCGGGAGAUUAACUUAAAGGAAAAAGAAAAACAAAGUUUGUUGGACCUUAUAACUCAGUUUUUCCCAGAGACAAAAGGACUGAACAUUGCAAGAAGAAACCAAAAAGUCCUGUUCAUCCUUGAUGGAUUGGAUGAAUUUCGUCUUCCUCUAAAGUUUGAUGUUAAUGAGACAUGGUCUGAUGUAUCGUCACCAGCCUCUCUGGAUGUUCUCCUCACAAACCUCAUCAAGGGAAAUCUGCUUCCUUCUGCUCUCAUCUGGAUCACCACCAGACCAGCAGCUGCCAGUAAGAUUCCUCCUGACUAUAUUGAUCGGCUGACAGAGGUACGAGGAUUCAGUGAUGCACAGAAGGAGGAGUAUUUCAAAAAAAGAUUUGAAGAUCAGAAUCAGGCCAAAGAAAUCACAGAUCAUGUUAAACAAUCAAAGAUUCUGUUUAUCAUGUGCCACAUCCCAGUCUUCUGCUGGAUUUCAGCCACUGUUCUCCAGAACAUUUUGUUUGAAAAAAGAAAUAAUUAUCUGAAAAACUAUCAGGGUGAUGACGCCUCCAAAACACUGCAGGAAUCAAACACUGAAGACACUCCUAAGACUCUGACACAAAUGUACAUACACUUUCUCCGCUUUCAGAUCCUGCAGAGCAGACGGAAGUAUGAUGGAGAAUACACACCAGAUGUUUCCUGGGAUAAAGAUGCCAUCCUUUCACUGGGGAAACUGGCAUUUCAACAGCUGGAAAGAAACAACCUGAUCUUCUAUGAUACAGAUCUGGAAGCCUGUGGUAUUGAUGUUUGUAAAGCAUCAGUGUAUUCAGGCAUGUGUACCCAGAUCUUUAAGGAGGAAACAGGGAUCAUUCUUGGUACCAUGUACUGCUUUGUUCACUUGAGCAUUCAAGAGUUUAUUGCAGCCCUUUAUGCACAUCUGUUUCUAGACAUCAACAAGAAAAGUGUGAUUUUUCAAGACUCUACAGUACAGGAAAACAAAAAUGAAGCCAUGAUUGAUUUGCUCAAAACUGCAGUGGAUAAGGCACUUGAGAGUGACAAUGGACACUUGGAUCUUUUUCUUCGUUUCCUUCUUGGUUUGUCACUCCAGUCCAAUCGGCUACUCUUACGAGGUCUGUUGACACAGCAAGAUGACAAUGACCAAAGCAAAAAGGAAAUAGUUCAGUACAUCAAGCAGAAAUUAGAAGCUAAUAUGUCUCCAGAGAGAUCCAUCAAUCUGUUCUACUGUCUGAAUGAACUGAACAAUCAAACUCUGGUGAAAGAGAUUCAGACUCACCUUAGCAAAGGAAGUCUCUCAUCUGCUGAUCUUUCUCCUGCCCAGUGGUCUGAUGUGGCCUUUGUGUUGUUGACAUCAGAGGAGGAGCUGGAGGAGUUUGAGCUUCAGAAAUUCAAGAAGUCAGACGAGUGUCUUGUUAGAUUAUCAGCAGUCAUCAAAACCUCCAAAAGAGCUCUCCUGAAUGAUUGUGACUUAACAGACAGAAGCUGUUCAGCUCUGGCUACAAUUCUUGGAUCAGAUACCAAUCUGAAAGAACUGAACAUGAACAAUAAUAAUCUGCAGGAUUCAGGAGUGAAGCUGCUCUGCACUGGAUUGGAGAAUAUAAAGUGUGAACUGGAGAUACUGAGUAAGUUGUGUGAUAAUAGACAAAAACUGAUCUCAACCAAACUUAAAGAUUGUGAUUUAGUUUUACAUAUUCUUUACAAAAUGUUCAUUCAAUUCCUGAUUAAUCAGUUGAAUUUUCAUUCUUGUUCUAGACUUUCAGACUGUAGUAUCACUGAAGAAGGUUAUACAGCUCUGGCUUCAGCUCUGAGAUCAAACCCUUCACACCUGAUAGAGCUGGAUCUCACAGGAAAUGAUCCUGGACAAUCAGGAGUGAAGGAGCUCAAUGAUUUACUACAGGAUCCAAACUAUUCACUGAAGACACUGAGGUUUUUGGGUCCUGCUGCAGAUGAAGCCUGUCAGUAUGUGACUGGAAUUGUGGGUAAAAACCUGUUACUCCUUAGAGAACUGAAUCUGAGUGAACAUGAACUAGGAGACACACGAGUGAAUCAGAUCACUGCUCUACUGCAGGAUAAACACUGUAAACUCAACACACUGAUUCUGCGUAAAUGUGGUCUAACAGAGGAAAGUUGUUCAGCUCUCGCUACAGUCCUGAGAUCAAACUCCAGUCUGAAAGAACUUGACAUGAGCAACAAUAAUCUGCAGGAUUCAGGAGUGAAGAAACUCCAGAACGGAUUAGAAGAUACAAACUGUGCACUGCAGAAACUCAGACUUUCAGACUGCAGUAUCACUGAAGAAGGUUAUAAAGCUCUGGCUUCAGCUCUGAGAUCAAACCCUUCACACCUGAUAGAGCUGGAUCUCAGAGGAAAUGAUCCUGGACCAUCAGGAGUUAAGCAGCUCAGUGAUUUACUACAGGAUGAAUGCUGUAAAUCGAAGUCCAUCAGGUUUCUGAAAAGUCCUGCUGCACAGGAAGCAUGUGAUUAUCUCACUAAAGUUCUGGGUAAAAGUCCAUUACUAUUGACAGAACUGGAUCUGAGUGAAGAUAAAUUAGGAGACAUGGAUGGGGAGAAACUCUCUGCUCUUUUGAUGGACUCUCAUAACAAAGUGGAAAAAAUGAAGCUGAAUAAUAACAGCAUUACUGCAGAAGGUUGUGUUGCUCUGACUUCAGCAUUUAAUUCAAAUCCUUCAAACCUGAUAGAGCUGGAUCUGAGUGGGAAUAAACUAGAAAACUCAGGAAUUGAGAAAAUCUGUCCUCUGUUGGAAAAUACACUAUGCGGAUUAGAGAAACUGAAACUUUCAGACUGCAGUAUCACUGAAGAAGGUUAUAAAGCUCUGGCUUCAGCUCUGAGAUCAAACCCUUCACACCUGAUAGAGCUGGAUCUCACAGGAAAUGAUCCUGGACAAUCAGGAGUGAAGCAGCUCGAUGAUUUACUACAGGGUGGAUGCUGUAAAUUAAAGACCAUCAGACUUUCAGACUGCAGUAUCACUGAAGAAGGUUAUAAAGCUCUGGCUUCAGCUCUGAGAUCAAACCCUUCACACCUGAUAGAGCUGGAUCUCACAGGAAAUGAUCCUGGACAAUCAGGAGUGAAGCAGCUCAGUGAUUUACUACAGAGUCAAUACUACUCACUGAAGACACUGAGACUCUCAGACUGCAGUAUCACUGAAGAAGGUUAUAAAGCUCUGGCUUCAGCUCUGAGAUCAAACCCUUCACACCUGAUAGAGCUGGAUCUCACAGGAAAUGAUCCUGGACAAUCAGGAGUGAAGCAGCUCAGUGAUUUACUACAGGAUCCAAACUAUUCGCUGAAAACACUAAGUCUGAAUAACAGCGAUAUCACAGAAGAAGAUUGUCAUGCUCUGACUGAAGCUUUAAAUUCAAACCCUUCAAAUCUGGCAGAACUGAAUCUGAGUGGAACUAAACUCAGAAACUCAGGAAUGAAGUUCUUCUCGACUCUGUUUAAGAAUGAACAGUGUAGGCUGAAAAAACUGAAGUUUAAUUGCAUCAGUAUUACAGCAGAAGGUUGUGCCACUCUGGCGUCAGCAUUUAAUUCAAACCCUUCAAACCUGAUAGAGCUGGAUCUGAGUGGAAAUAAACUAGAAAACUCUGGAGUGACUGAAAUCUCAACUCUACUGACAAACUCUCAGUGCACAAUUCAGAUACUCAGUCUUUCAGACUGCAGUAUCACUGAAGAAGGUUAUCUAGCUCUGGCUUCAGCUCUGAGAUCAAACCCUUCACACCUGAUAGAGCUGGAUCUCAGAGGAAAUGAUCCUGGACCAUCAGGAGUGAAGCUGCUCAGUGAUUUACUACAGGAUCCAAACUAUUCACUGAAAACACUGAGGUUUUUGGGUCCUGCUGCAGAUGAAGCCUGUCAGUAUGUGACUGGAAUUGUGGGUAAAAACCCGUUACUCCUGAGAGAGCUGAAUCUGAGUGAAUGUGAACUAGAAGACACACGAGUGAAUCAGAUCGCUGCUCUACUGCAGGAUAAACACUGUAAACUCAACACACUGAUACUUUCAGACUGCAGUAUCACUGAAGAAGCAUAUAAAGCUCUGGCUUCAGCUCUGAGAUCAAACCCUUCACACCUGAUAGAGCUGGAUCUCAGAGGAAAUGAUCCUGGACAAUCAGGAGUGAAGGAGCUUGAUGAUUUACUACAGGAUGGACGCUAUAAAUUGAAGACCAUCAGGCUGAAUAAUUGUGAGCUGACAGAAAAAAGCUGUUCAGUUCUAGCUACUGUUCUCUCCUCCAAAACCAUCCUGAAAGAGAUGAACCUGAACAACAGCCGUCUGCUGGACUCAGGAGCCAAAGAGAUCUGUGAGGGACUGAAGAAUCUUGUGUGUGAACUGAAGAUACUCAAUCUUUCAGACUGCAGUAUCACUGAAGAAGGUUAUACAGCUCUGGCUUCAGCUCUGAGAUCAAACCCUUCACACCUGAUAGAGCUGGAUCUCACAGGAAAUGAUCCUGGACCAUCAGGAGUGAAGCAGCUCAAUGAUUUACUACAGGAUCCAGACUGUGAACUGAAGACACUGAGGUUUUUGAGUCCUGCUGCAGAUGAAGCCUGUCAGUAUGUGACUGGAAUUGUGGGUAAAAACCCGUUACUCCUGAGAGAGCUGAAUCUGAGUGAAAAGAAGCUAGGAGACAAACAAAUGGAUCAGAUUGCUGCUCUACUGUGGGAUAAACACUGUAAACUCAACACACUGAUGUUGAAUAAUAACAGCAUUACUGCAGAAGGUUGUGUUGCUCUGACUUCAGCAUUUAACUCAAAUCCUUCAAACCUGAUAGAGCUGGAUCUGAGUGGAAAUAAACUAGAAAACUCAGGAAUUGAGAAAAUCUGUCCUCUGUUGGAAAAUGCACAAUGCAGAUUAGAGAAACUGAAACUUUCAGAUUGUAGUAUUACUGAAGAAGGAUAUAAAACUUUGACUUCAUCUCUGAAGUCAAACUCACACCUGACAGAGCUGGAUCUUAGAGGAAAUUAUCCCGGACAAUCAGGAGUGGAGGGGCUCAUUGAUUUACAGCGGGGUGGAUGCUGUAAAUUACAGACCAUCAGGUUUUUGAAAAGUCCAGCUGCACAGGAAGCGUGUGAGUAUCUCACUGAAGUGCUGGGUGUAAAUCCAUUAGUACUAAAAGAACUGGAUCUGAGUGAGGAUAAAUUAGGAGACCUGGAUGGAGAGAAACUCUCUGCUCUUUUGAUGGACUCUCAUAGCAAACUGGAGAAAAUGAAGCUGAAUAAUUGUGAGCUGACAGAGAAAAGUUUAAUUCUAGCUACUGUUCUCUCCUCCAAAACCAUCCUGAAAGAGAUGAACCUGAACCACAGCCGUCUGCUGGACUCAGGAGUCAAAGAGAUCUGUGAGGGACUGAAGAAUCCUGUGUGUGAGCUGAAGAUACUCAAACUUUCAGACUGCAGUAUCAGUGAAGAAGGUUAUAAAGCUCUGGCUUCAGCUCUGAGAUCAAACCCUUCACACCUGAUAGAGCUGGAUCUCAGAGGAAAUGAUCCUGGACAAUCAGGAGUGAAGCAGCUCAGUGAUUUACUACAGGAUCCAAACUGUCAACUGAAGACACUGAGGUUUGUGGGUCCUGCUGCAGAUGAAGCCUGUCAGUAUGUGACUGGAAUUGUGGGUAAAAACCCGUUACUCCUGAGAGAGCUGAAUAUGAGUGAAAUUGAACUAGGAGACACAAACAUGAAGCGGCUCGCUGCUCUACUGCAGGAUAAGCACUUUAAACUCAACACACUGAUUCUGAAUAACAGCAAUAUCACAGAAGAAGAUUGUCGUUUAUUGGCUGCAGCUUUAAAUUCAAACCCUUCGAAUCUGACAGAGCUGAAUCUGAGUCAGACUACACUCAAAAAUUCAGUAAUGAAGUUCUUCUCGACUCUGUUUAAGAAUGAACAGUGUAGACUGAAAACACUGAAGUUUAAUUGCAUCAGUAUUACAGCAGAAGGUUGUGCUGCUCUGACUUCAGCAUUUAAUUCAAACCCUUCAAACCUGAUAGAGCUGGAUCUGAGUGGAAAUAAACUAGAAAACUCUGGAGUGACUGAAAUCUCCAGUCUACUGGAAAACUCUCAGUGUACACUGCAGAUACUCAGACUCUCAAACUGCAGUAUCACUGAAGAAGGUUAUAAAGCUCUGGCUUCAGCUCUGAGAUCAAACCCUUCACACCUGAUAGAGCUGGAUCUCACAGGAAAUGAUCCUGGACAAUCAGGAGUGAAGGAGCUUGAUGAUUUACUACAGGAUCAAAACUAUAAUCUAAAACUGAGGUGAAAUGUGAUGAGAUAAUACAAAAAUAAAUUAUAUGCAGUUGAAUUAUUAAUAAAAAUAUUAUUUCACAAAUAAUGUCUGCUGCUCAAGAUACAAUUUCUUCACAGUAUUGUAGCUGAAAUCAACUGAAGAUUGUUUCCUGUCUUUGUUUUCUUUCUCUGCAGGCUGAAUAAUAACAGCAUUACAGAAGAAGGUUGUGCUGCUCUGACUUCAGCAUUUAAUUUAAAUCCUUCAAACCUGAUCGAGCUGGAUCUGAGUGGAAAUACACUAGAAAACUCAGGAAUGAAAAAGAUCUUUCAUCUGGUAGAAAACAAACAAUGCAGAUUAGAAAAGCUGAAAGUUUCAGACUGCAGUGUCACUGAAGAAGGUUAUCUAGCUCUGGCUUCAGCUCUGAGAUCAAACCCUUCACACCUGAUAGAGCUGGAUCUCACAGGAAAUGAUCCUGGACAAUCAGGAGUGAAGCAGCUCAGUGAUUUACUACAGGAUGGACACUAUAAAUUGAAGACCAUCAGGUUUUUGAAAAGUCCUGCUGCAGAGGAAGCGUGUGACUAUCUUACUAAAUUACUGGGUACAAGUCCAUUAUUACUGAAAGAACUGGAUCUGAGUGAAGAUAAAUUAGGAGAUCUGGAUUGGGAGAAACUCUCUGCUCUUUUGAUGGACUCUCACAGCAAACUGGAGAAAUUGAAGCUGAGUAAUUGUGAGCUGACAGAGAAAAGCUGUUCAGUUCUAGCUACUGUUCUCUCCUCCAAAACCAUCCUGAAAGAGAUGAACCUGAACAACAGCCGUCUGCUGGACUCAGGAGUCAAAGAGAUCUGUGAGGGACUGAAGAAUCCUGUGUGUGAGCUGGAGAUACUCAAACUUUCAGACUGCAGUAUCAGUGACGAAGGUUAUCUAGCUCUGGCUUCAGCUCUGAGAUCAAACCCUUCACACCUGAUAGAGCUGGAUCUGACAGGAAAUGAUCCUGGACAAUCAGGAGUGAAGCAGCUUGAUGAUUUACUACAGGAUCCAGACUGUCAGCUGAAGACACUGAGGUUUUUGGGUCCUGCUGCAGAUGAAGCCUGUCAGUAUGUGAAUAGAGUUCUGGGUGAAAACCUGUUACUGCUGAGAGAGCUGAAUCUGAGUGAACAUGAACUAGGACUCUCAGGAUUGAAGGAACUUACUAUGGUACUGCAGGACAAACACUGUAAACUCAACACAAUGAUGUUUAAUUGCAUCAGUAUUACAGCAGAAGGUUGUGCUGCUCUGACUUCAGCAUUUAAUUCAAACCCUUCAAACCUGAUAGAGCUGGAUCUGAGUGGAAAUAAACUAGAAAACUCAGGAGUGACUGAAAUCUCCACUCUACUGGAAAACUCUCAGUGUACACUGCAGAUACUCAGACUUUCAGACUGCAGUAUCACUGAAGAAGGUUAUAAAGCUCUGGCUUCAGCUCUGAGAUCAAACCCUUCACACCUGAUAGAGCUGGAUCUCACAGGAAAUGAUCCUGGACCAUCAGGAGUGAAACAGCUCAGUGAUUUACUACAGGAUGGGCGCUAUAAAUUGAACACCAUCAGGUUUCUGAAAAGUUCUGCUGCACAUGAAGCAUGUGAUUAUCUCACUAAAGUUCUGGGUAAAAGUCCAUUAUUACUGAAAGAACUGGAUCUGAGUGAAGAUAAAUUAGGAGAUCUGGAUGGAGAGAAGCUCUCUGCUCUUUUGAUGGACUCUCAUAGCAAACUGGAGAAAAUGAAGCUGAAUAAUUGUAAGCUGACAGAGAAAAGCUGUUCAGUUCUAGCUACUGUUCUCUCCUCCAAAACCAUCCUGAAAGAGAUGAACCUGAACAACAGCCGUCUGCUGGACUCGGGAGUCAAAGAGAUCUGUGAGGGUCUGAGGAAGCCUGUGUGUGAACUGAAGAUACUCAAGCUAAGUAAGUGUGAUCUAACAGAUGAAAGCUGUUCAGCUCUUGCUUCGGUUCUCAGUUCAGACUCCAGCAGUCUGAAGGAUCUUGACCUGAGCAAUAAUAAUCUGCAGGAUUCAGGAGUGAAGCUGCUCUCAGACGGGCUGAAAGAGAACUGUAAGCUAGAGAAGCUCUGUCUUUCAGACUGCAGUAUCACUGAAGAAGGUUAUAAAGCUCUGGCUUCAGCUCUGAGAUCAAACCCUUCACACCUGAUAGAGCUGGAUCUCAGAGGAAAUGAUCCUGGACAAUCAGGAGUGAAGCAGCUCAAUGAUUUACUAGAGGAUCCAGACUGUCAACUGAAGACACUGAGGUUUUUGAGUCCUGCUGCAGAUGAAGCCUGUCAGUAUGUGACUGGAAUUGUGGGUAAAAACCCGUUACUCCUGAGAGAGCUGAAUCUGAGUGAACGUGAACUAGAAGACACACGAGUGAAUCAGAUCUCUGCUCUACUGAAGGAUAGACACUGUAAACUCAACACACUGACACUUUCAGGCUGCAGUGUCACUGAAGAAGGUUAUAAAACUCUGAGUUCAUCUCUGAAGUCAAACUCAAACCUGAUAGAGCUGGAUCUCACAGGAAAUUAUCCUGGAAAAUCUGGAGUGCAGGGUCUCAUUAAUUUACUGCGGGGUGGAUGCUGUAAAUUAAAGAUUGUCAGGUUUUUGAAAAGUUCAGCUGCACAGGAAGCGUGUGACUAUCUGAGUCAAGUUCUUGGUACAAAUCCAUUAGUACUAACUGAACUGGAUCUGAGUGAAGAUAAAUUAGGAGAUCUGGAUGGGGAGAAGCUCUCUGCUCUUUUGAUGGACUCUCAUAGUAAAAUAGAGAAAAUGAAGCUGAAUAAUUGUAAGCUGACAGAGAAAAGCUGUUCAGUUCUAGCUACUGUUCUCUCCUCCAAAACCAUCCUGAAAGAGAUGAACCUGAACAACAGCCGUCUGCUGGACUCAGGAGUCAAAGAGAUCUGUGAGGGACUGAAGAAAUCUAAGCUAAAGAUAUUAAAACUUUCAAACUGCUGUAUCACUGAAGAAGGUUAUAAAGCUCUGGCUUCAGCUCUGAGAUCAAACCCUUCACACCUGAUAGAGCUGGAUCUCACAGGAAAUGAUCCUGGACAAUCAGGAGUGAAGCAGCUCAGUGAUUCACAAAAGGGAUGGGGUAUUUUAUCAAAAACACUGAAAACACUGAGGUUUUUAGGUCCUGCUGCAGAUGAAGCCUGUCAGAUUGUGACUGGAAUUGUGGGUAAAAACCCGUUACUCCUGAGAGAGCUGAAUCUGAGUGAAAGUGAACUAGGAGACACACGAGUGAAUCAGAUCUCUGCUCUACUGCAGGAUAAACACUGUAAACUCAACACACUGACUCUGCGCAAGUGUGGUCUAACAGAGAAAAGCUGUUCAGCUCUCGCUACAGUCCUGAGAUCAAACUCCAGUCUGAAAGAACUUGACAUGAGCUACAAUAAUCUGCAGGAUUCAGGAGUGAAGAAACUCCAGAACGGAUUAGAAGAUACAAACUGCACACUGCAGAAACUCAGACUUUCAGACUGCAGUAUCACUGAAGAAGGUUAUAAAGCUCUGGCUUCAGCUCUGAGAUCAAACCCUUCACACCUGAUAGAGCUGGAUCUCAGAGGAAAUGAUCCUGGACAAUCAGGAGUGAAGCAGCUCAGUGGUUUACUACAGGAUCCAAACUGUCAGCUGAAGACACUGAGGUUUUUGGGUCCUGCUGCAGAUGAAGCCUGUCAGUAUGUGACUGGAAUUGUGGGUAAAAACCCGUUACUCCUGAGAGAGCUGAAUCUGAGUGAACGUGAACUAGAAGACACACGAGUGAAUCAGAUCUCUGCUCUACUGAAGGAUAGACACUGUAAACUCAACACACUGACGCUAAAUAAUAACAGUAUUACAGAAAAAGGUUGUGCUGCUCUGACUUCAGUGUUUAUUUCAAAUCCUUCAAACCUGAUAGAGCUGGAUCUGAGUGGAAAUAAACUGGGAAACUCUGGAAUCGAGAUGAUCUGUGUUCUGUUGAGAAAUCCACAAUGUAGCUUGAAGAAACUGAAACUUUCAGGCUGCAGUAUCACUGAAGAAGGUUAUAAAACUCUGACUUCAUCUCUGAAGUCAAACUCAAACCUGAUAGAGCUGGAUCUCACAGGAAAUUAUCCUGGAAAAUCAGGAGUGCAGGGUCUCAUUGAUUUACUGCGGGGUGGAUGCUGUAAAUUAAAGACUGUCAGGUUUUUGACAAGUCCAGCUGCACAGGAAGCGUGUGACUAUCUGAGUCAAGUUCUUGGUACAAAUCCAUUUGUACUAACUGAACUGGAUCUGAGUGAAGAUAAAUUAGGAGAUCUGGAUGGAGAGAAACUCUCUGCUCUUUUGAAGGACUCUCAUAGUAAAAUAGAGAAAAUAAAGCUGAAUAAUUGUGAGCUGACAGAGAAAAGCUGUUCAGUUCUAGCUACUGUUCUCUCCUCCAAAACCAUCCUGAAAGAGAUGAACCUGAACAACAGCCGUCUGCUGGACUCAGGAGUCAAAGAGAUCUGUGAGGGACUGAAGAAAUCUAAGCUAAAGAUAUUAAAACUUUCAAACUGCUGUAUCACAGAAGAAGGUUAUAAAGCUCUGGCUUCAUCUCUGAGAUCAAACUCACACCUGAUAGAGCUGGAUCUCACAGGAAAUGAUCCUGGACAAUCAGGAGUGAAGCAGCUCAGUGAUUCACAAAAGGGAUGGGGUAUUUUAUCAAAAACACUGAAAACUCUGAGGUUUUUGGGUCCUGCUGCAGAUGAAGCCUGUCAGUAUGUGACUGGAAUUGUGGGUAAAAACCCGUUACUCCUGAGAGAGCUGAAUCUGAGUGAACAUGAACUAGGAGACACACGAGUGAUUCAGAUCUCUGCUCUACUGCAGGAUAAACACUGUAAACUCAACACACUGACGUUAAGAGGCUGUGAUAUAACAGAUGAAGGUUGUUCUGCUCUGACUUCAGCUCUGGGAUCAAACCCAUCACACCUGAGAGAACUGGACCUCAGUGUGAAUAAACUAGGAGACUCUGGAGUGAAAAACCUCAGUGAUCUACUGAAGAACCCACAAUUCAAGCUGGAAAUACUAGCUCUGUGUGGAUGCAGUAUUACAGAGAAACAGUGUCUCAUCCUGACUUCAGCUCUGUGUUCAAACCUUUCACACCUGAGAGCGCUGGACCUGAGUGGAAAUAAACUAGAAAACAAAGGAGUGAAGCAUGUAUCUGAAACACUGAAGGAUGUACGCUGUAAACUGGAGAGAUUGAGGUUAAGAGGCUGUGAUAUAACAGAUGAAGGUUGUUCUGCUCUGACUUCAGCUCUGGGAUCAAACCCAUCACACCUGAGAGAACUGGACCUCAGUGUGAAUAAACUAGGAGACUCUGGAGUGAAAAACCUCAGUGAUCUACUGAAGAACCCACAAUUCAAGCUGGAAAUACUAGCUCUGUGUGAAUGCAGUAUUAAAGAGAAACAGUGUGUCUUCCUGACUUCAGCUCUGAAAUCAAACCCAUCACACCUGAGAGAACUGAACCUCAGUGGGAAUGAACUUAAACAGACAAGAGUGAAUAAAUUGUAUGAUAUACUGAAGGAUCCAUGCUGUAAACUGGAGAGAUUGAGGUUAAGGUCUUGUGAUAUAAAAGCUGAUGAUUGUUCAGCUCUGACUUCAGCUCUGAAAUCAAACCCAUCACACCUGAGAGAGCUGGACCUGAGUGGGAAUGAAAUAGGACAAUCGAGAGUGGAAAACCUCAGUGAUCUACUGAUGAACCCACAAUGCAAGCUGGAGAAACUAGCUCUGUGUGGAUGCAGUAUUACAGAGAAACAGUGUCUCAUCCUGACUUCAGCUCUGUGUUUAAACCCAUCACACCUGAGAGAACUGGACCUGAGUGAGAAUAAAAUAGAAAACACAGGAGUGAAACACUUAUGUGACGUACUGAAGGAUUCACACUGUAAACUGGAGAGAUUGAGUCUAAAUGACUGUGGCAUUACAGAUGUUGCUUGUUUGGCUCAGUCUUUGGCUGAAACAAAAGCACUGCAGUUUUUAAAAGAGCUUGAUCUGAGUAAAAAUAAAAUAGGAGACUCAAAGCAGCAGCUCAGUGACGUGCUACGAGACUCAAACUGUAACCUGAGCCUGGAGAAAGAACAUUCGCUCUUGAGAGCUGGUGUGAACUACAUUGGUAGUAUUGAUGGAUGGUUUACUUGGUCUAAAGCUCCGGAGGAACCUGUGAAAUCAACAGAAUAAGGGAAAUCACCGUCAGAUGAGGAAUCCUCAGAAGGUGAAACAGAGGAGGGAGAAGAGGCUCAUGAGCGCGCAAAAGAGGUGGAUUAGUAAGAAUACAAGUCUAUAGUAUAAGACCUUCAUCAUGAUGUCAAGAUUAAACUCGUCCAUAAUGAAGCAAUUAAAAUAUUGCUAAUCAUGACUGAAUGUAAUGUAGCACUUAUAUAUCAAAUAACAUAAACUGAGUCUAAAAUGAAAAUUGAAUUAUUAUGGGCUACAUGUACACAGAUUCAAAUCAGUGA
Messenger RNA from Sinocyclocheilus grahami, 13662 nucleotides. RefSeq lists its product as uncharacterized. Gene Ontology annotation, molecular function: protein binding. The record is from RefSeq and is a predicted model, not a curated record. Lineage: Eukaryota; Metazoa; Chordata; Actinopteri; Cypriniformes; Cyprinidae.